AUGGGUAUCCAGUCAGAUAUGUCCAACGGCGCGUUCGAUCCGCUUGUUCGCCCUCGGCCCGAUGGCCUCCAGUUAAGCUAUCAUUUCCCACAUCGUGUAUAUGAUUCUAAAGUUUAUCCAAUACAAAGUCCCAACGGAUCCACCGUGAUAAUAUACGGCCAUGACUUUGGCAUCAGAAUACUCUGGCGAGGAGGCAAGAACUUCAAGAAGCAGAAGGCUCAACAGAAUGGCCCGGAAGCUAAAGCACCUGUCAAUGGCGUGGACAACAGCGACUCAAUUAUGAUCAUCGACUCGGAUGACGAGGAACCCGCUCCUACUCCCCAGCCGGAAAUCGCACUUCCAGAGUUCGAGGAUGAUGAGGAAGAAAUAGACCCUUCGCGGCCAUUUAAGAACAUUAUUCAGUAUCUCGACGUCAAGCUAGAUACGAAGGUUUUGGGUAUUACGGUACCCAGUAUUCUACCCGGGGCAGCACGAUUCCUCGGCUCGAUAUCGCCUAUUUUAUCCAACAUGAUAGUGGUCACCGCCAUCUUGUGCAACCUGGGUGCAGAUUUCUGGAAACCACAAAUUAUCAGUCUCGGAGAGGGAUCCGUCCAAGGUCUUCCUGCCACAGCUGCCUUAACAUUCACGUGCCAAAGCCCGAAAGAUGAAGAUGGUAGUCGUCGGUCUCAAAGCCGUGGUCGUACCAUACAAGAUACUUCACCCUCUGCCGAAAAGUGGGAAAUUCUUGUAGCUGUUCAUACAUCAGAUCUAUCAGGCAAACUUUCCGUAUACCGUAUCCCUUUCAAUGGAGAAAUAACACAGGGGAAGAUAUACAACCUCUCAACAGAGCCGCAGUUCCCAGUCCGCCAACAAUUUCUCAAAUCGCCGGCUAGCAGCAUAUCAUUUUCUCCUUGCCAAUACCCUUCAGAUCGCCAUUCCCAACUACUUCUGUCAUUUACAAAUGGCUCUGUCAAAGUUUAUUCCUGUCUUUCUACACCGCAUGCAUCCACUAUUGAUAGGAAACGUUCUGGGACAAACGCAGAAACGAACGAUGUAACUGGGAAGUGGCUUGUCACCUUGUAUACCGACUUCGACCAAUUACCUGGAGAAGUUCCUCGACGCAAGGGAAUAGUCGACGCAAAAUGGGCGCUUGGUGGUAAAGGCGUCUUCGCAUUACUCUCUAAUGGCGAAUGGGGAGUCUGGGACAUUGACAGUUCUCAAGGCGAUAGUGCCACCCAGCAAGGCAGGUCAACAAGUUCACUCAGCUCAUUCGCAAUAACUGGGCGUAUGGUGCAGUCUGAACGCCCUGCGCGAUCUCAAGGCCAUGCUGACACAGAAUCAAAACCCGCUCAAUUCGCUCCCUUAACUCCGUCUACACGUCGCAUCCGAGAGGAGGCGUUGUUCAAAGGCCUACCAAAUUCCGCAACUCAACACGCAACCAGGGGCGCAAUCUGCAUAAUACCAUCAAACCAAACCUGGGAUCAGCCGGCGGAUGAAUCAGUGCUUCUCUGGCACGGAGCUCGUAAUGCAUACAUUCCCAGCCUUGCUAGCCUCCGAAAAAAUAAUGGCAAACAGGGGCUAUUCAGCAACAACCAAGCUGGGCCAAAGCCAACUUUGAUCGAACACAUCAAUCUACUUGGCGAGGUUCAAAAGGGAAUACAAUUCCUAUCACUUCCUACCCCUGCAAACCAGUUUCAUCAAACUCCGAUACCAACCAUCCUCAUCCCAGCGGAGCACAGACUUAUCAUCCUUGCAGAGAACCUUUUGGACUCCGCAGAAGCCAGGCAGAAAGCCGGGCUACAAGGUGAGGCUCCCAUGGCCCAAGAAAACGACCAGACCAUGCUUCAGCGAGGAGAACUGGAUAUAACUGGCAUGGGCCGUGUCUUGGCCGGUAUGGCCGCAGGCAGCGAGGCAUCAUUUGGUCGAGGGGGUAUGCAAGGCAGCAGCUUAUUUUCUUAG
Messenger RNA from Nannizzia gypsea CBS 118893, 1938 nucleotides. RefSeq lists its product as hypothetical. The transcript has 3 exons. Lineage: Eukaryota; Fungi; Ascomycota; Eurotiomycetes; Onygenales; Arthrodermataceae. Gene Ontology annotation, molecular function: protein binding. The record is from RefSeq and is a predicted model, not a curated record. The coding region runs from base 1 to 1938 and encodes 645 amino acids.